Molecule: messenger RNA, 747 nt
Organism: Echinostoma caproni
Lineage: Eukaryota; Metazoa; Platyhelminthes; Trematoda; Plagiorchiida; Echinostomatidae
Source: the annotation of a GenBank genome assembly
AUGUGGCGAGAAUUCUCGAAUUGCACCGAGAAUGUGAUGGAGAGCUUUAGGUGUAUUUUCUGUGGGUGUCGUGUCCCAGUCAUUUACACUCAGUACACUGAUGAAGUGAUAAGAAUGGAAAGAUGCCCGAAAUGCACUAAUGUUGUAGACAAAUAUGCGGAGUACGAUGUGUUUAUCGUGGCUAUCGACCUUAUAGCGCUGAGAAUCGAAGCUUAUCGGCACAUAAUCUAUAAUUCUCGUGAGAUUUCUUGGACCAGAAUUUUGUUGUUGAGUCUUCUUCUUAACUCUUUUGUUUCUUGGUUGAGCGAACAAGGAAUCACUGGUGUAGAUUUGGCGAAUCUCUCACUUACGUUCAAGUCGGACUUGUACAUUCAUGUUUUAUCCAAUAUUUUUUGGUGUUUUAUAUAUUCACUCUCGAUGUUUUGUAUGUUUUUCAUUUUGUGCUUCUCUGUGCCCAUUCAGCGGUUUCUUCGACUUCUAGCGAUUGUAAACAUGAGUAAGUUGCUGACAUUUUUUGUCCUUCCUUGGGCAUCCAGCUGGAACUCUGGACUUACGAUGGAAGAGCUGCAUUUUGUUCCUUUUUACCCCGUUGUAUUUAGCUCAUUGGCACUUCUUGCAGGCAUGCAGUCCACGAGAGCACUUACCGAAUGUUCCCUGAUUGUUGCUUUUCUUUUAAACUUCCUGUCAAGCGCAUUUGGUUUCAUAUUUUUUAUCAACUCAUCAUCCUUAUUUGCGAAGAUUUCCUAG